Molecule: messenger RNA, 6485 nt
Organism: Vitrella brassicaformis
Lineage: Eukaryota; Vitrellaceae
Source: the annotation of a GenBank genome assembly
CUGGGGGAUGCUUCGCGUGGCGCUGUUGGUGCUUUCCAUAUCGCAAUUUGCUCAUGGCGGGUACCAGCCAUGCGCAAAGAACGACCUCCACAUGUUCGAAGCCCGUAAGAACGCACCGCAGAUCUCUGCAGGAGCACAACCAGAUCUCCCGUGCAUUCCACGUGGAUGCGUGUAUUGGUGUGUGCACAAUGAUGUGCAGUUGAGUAUGGCUUGGAGCAGCUCAACGCCAUCCGGCGGUUCUGUGGGUACCUGUCCGUCACGCCCAUCUUUGCGGACCAGUUCCACCUCCUGGACGCACAGGCCGACAAGACGGACCUCUUCGUGCAGUACAGGUGGGUGACGAUGGAUGCGCCUACCUACCCAGGACUCAUCGCAUCGCAUCCAUGGGAUGAGGUAUUUAUUGUGUGGCCAUUGCAGGAUGCAUUUGAGGGAUGUGGCAACGUCAAUGAAGAUCACACUGGAGGUCUCAAGACAGGUGCGCCGCAACCUUGCGCGGGCUAUCGGAUGCACAUAGAGGCUGCCUGCGCGUGCGUGUGCCACCCAUUUUGUUUGUCAGCGUGCGUCUGUCGAGGACGCGACGAUAUUCACUCUCGAAAGGUAAGUGGGUGGAGUCCGCUGCUGCAAAUGGGUGGAGUCCACCCCAAUCACACGCAAUGGCUCGUCUGUCUGCAAUGGAUGGGUGGGGUGGAUGUGUGGUGUGUAUGUGUGUGUGUGUGGUGGGUGUGCCAGUGUAUCACCCGACGCGUGUCUGGUCCCAAGCCCCGCUGCCGACGCCAAACACAUCAUACCCAUCGACCACCCCAUCGCCGUACGCAUUCAGCCAGCACCCACCUCCAUCUGGUUGUUCCUCAUGCUGUCUGUGUGUCCGCCUGUCUGUCUGUCUGUCUGUCUGUCUGUUAGCGUGAUGCUAUCCGUGUGGCGAUGCGGCACAUACAGACGGUCAGGCGGGAGCAGUGCGGCGACAAAGCACCUGGUGAGCUCAAAUGCGUGGAAUGCGGUGGGGAGGGGGGGAGGAGGAAGGGCCGGCAAGGUUGUUGAUCUUGUCAUCGCCGUGUCCCUUCCUGCAGACAUUCAGCUGAUCCGGACGACCAGCGCCACCAUGCAGAUUGCACAGGUGUGUCUCUCUGUUGUCGGCCGCACACAUGAGUGUGUGCAGACGUGUGUGUGUGGAUCGUCUGCAGGGGUACAUCGUGCAAAUCGCGGUGGAGUUGCGCGAGAGCCAAAACUCGUUCGACCCCACACUCACCUUCCCAGCCGUCGUCGAAGUAAGCGUACACGCACAUUUGUGUGCCUGAUGUGUGUAUGUGCCCGCGUGUGUGUGGUGUGACAUACAGGUGUGGUACGUGCCCGACCCCGCCAGCCCCGGGCGGGUGACGACCAAGCCAACAGUGUACACAGACAGGCCGCCAUGCCUGCUCAAGGUGAACAAACAAUGAAGCCCCCAUGCCCCAUGAAGCCCCAUGCAGAUGUGCAUCGAUGUGCGUAUGGCCCUUAGGCGUCGACCUCAUUGCGUGUUGCGAAAGACACCACCGCGGCAGCCUUCAAUGGUCGCAUACGAGCACACAUGCACCCAUAGAGGCAGGAGUGGACGAGCCUGUACUUGAUGUGUGCAGGUCUGCGGUCCAGUGCGCCCCUCCCCUUCCGCGAGCUGAAGCGGCGUCCUCUCACAGUCAACCCCGACUACCUUCCACUUAUAUUCGACCCAAGGUGCGCACCUCGCUCCAACACACAGAUAGAGACACAUCAAUCGCACACGCCUUCGUGUGGAUACGUGCAGGCUGGAUCGGACGGUGUGUUUCCCUCCCCGUGGCCCUGGGCGCGAGCAGGGGGGCUGCGGCGCUUCAUGGGCAUUCGCCGCUACCAGCGUCGCUGCGUACAGGUGCAUGCAUGCAGUAUCGACCACGGUUGGUGUGGGUGGCGUAUGUGUCUUUUCGUUUUUGUUUGGUCAGGGAGUGUCUGUGGCUGCUGCAGCAGGGGGAGGCGCCGAUGGGGCCGCGCUUCUUCGCCGCUCAGGACCUCAUCUCGUGCACAUACACGGUGCGUGGGGUAGUGAGUCAUUCGCUUAUGCAUUGUCACAUCUGUCUGUGUCAUGCACAGCCCGACGGGUGUGCGGGCGGCCGCCCUCUGGUUGGCCUGCGAUACAUGGCAGAGGAAAAGGUGACUGACCAGACAAACAGAUGAGACGGGCUCUCACACGAAUGCUGUCUGGGCGUCUGUCUAUGUGUGUGCAGGUGCGUCGUGAGUCCUGUGUGUCGUAUCUGAUGCGCUGCUUCGUCGACACCUCGCCCGAGGCGGCAGACUCGUGGGCUCAGCAGACCUCGCAGAAGUUCGUGCCGCCUCCAGGCUGCCCUGGCAGCGUGACGAGAGAGGACGUGGAAAGGGACCCGUGCGAGUGCCUGCCGAGGUCAGUCGGUGCAUGAAUCGAUCCACGGGUGAUAGAUAUGUGUGUGUGUGUGUGUGUGUGCAGGGAGGCCCACUUGACGUCGCCAGUGGAGUGUGACGCCUUGGAGGGCGACUGCCCGGCGACAGAGAUACCCUCCUUCUACCAGUUGAAGGCACGCCAACGCACACUUUCAUACCUCCACACGGAUCCCUGCCCUUGAUGGUUGUACGUGUAUGUGUGUUGAUGCAGGGGCUGAUAUCGUUGGGGCUGCCGCACAGCAACACCACCAAGACCGUCAGAGAGCUGGAGGACCAGAUCAAGAUCGAGCUCUACACAUACGGUCCGGUGCUUACGCAUCCUUUGCUUUGUGGGGUGUGUAUACACACAUCCAUUGUGGGGUGUGCCGGUUUGAUCUCUCAGGUCCCCUGUUAGUGGAAUUCACGAUGUUCUCCGACUUUUUUGAGCCCACCAGCUGGUCAGAGAGCGGCGUGUACGAGCAUCAGAACAAACAUGCACUCAACCUGGGAAGACACGCAGCCGCACUCGUGGGCUGGGGUAGGCACGCAUCCCCACAUAUUUGUGUGGAUUGCUGUGCUGCACUAUUUGAUCAACAGGUCGCGAUUCCUCUGGUGUUGACUACUGGCUGCUGCUCAACUCCUGGGGAAGGGCCUGGCACGACCAGGGCUACUUCAAGCUCCCCAGAGGGGCCAAGGAACACGGUAUGUAUGUCAGUGUCUGUCUCGGUGUACUUGUACACUUGUCAACGUGUGUGUGUGAAGGCAUAUUGCUGUGGAGUGCGUAUGGCAUUGACUAUCACGAGACGCCGCAAGACAAACAGCCGCCCGCCAUAUACCACAUCAAGGUGCGACGCACAUACACGCGCAUCCACCAGGUUGAAUGUACCUGCUGUCGAUGCUAUGCUGCUGAGGCCUCACACAGACGAGCUACAGUGCCGUGCUGAACGAGCAGAGCACCGUCGCCCCCUCUUUGUCAAUUGCUCAUCUCAAUGUUGUGGUCAGCUGCAGAAGACCGAUCCCCCUCUCCCCCCCUCUCCCCUCUCCCCCCAGCAACACACAUGGCACACCCCAUGUCAUGUACGCCUGUAGGUGCGCUUCGAGACCUCCGAGCCCGCGUCGGUGGCCGUGCGCCUCAAGACGCCCAAGGGGCAGAUAAUCGAGAAGACCGACACAUCCAACCAAGACAAGAGACACGCAGUGGCACUCGAUAUCAAAGGGUAAGGUGGGCACAUUUCGCACACGCACACACACCAUUGCCACACGUGUGGCUGGAUGUGAUGUGCAUGUGGCAUGGGUCAUUAGGGCCGGUCUGGAGGGUCUGUCUGGCGAGCUGACGAUCACGGCAACCGACCGUAAUGGCAACAAGAACACUUUCGGACCCAAGAAGAUAAAAGUGAAAAGAACAACACACGUCUCUGUCUCCUCUCGAUGGAUGUCAUGUGAUCAUCGCUUGUGUGUGUGCAGCUUCCCCGGUCGAGCGACUUUGCCUCUCUCACGCGGGACCCGCUGGCUGCCCCACUUAGCACCGCAGUGCUGCCACUCCCACUCCCACUCAUCGCCAUGUACGUGUGUACCCUGUUAGUAAACACAUGUGCUCAGCGAAAAUGUGUGUCUGUGACCGACUGGUGGCUGGCAGGGACGCGCGCACCGACGAGCUGAGCCAGAAGCUGACGGAUGGGGAUGCCAACAAGUGGACGUACAUGCAGGGGAAUAGCGACGGUGAGCGAGUGAGACAGACACACACACAGAUGGAGAGGAAAGGAUUGUGCUGUGUUGCUGGUCGUGGUUCAGCCCCCAACAGCCGCUCUCUGACCGUGUCUCUCUCUGCUGGCGACCCCUCCCACCUGGUGGCCAUCCCACACAUACAGGGGGAAUUCAAUCUCCAGCUAAACGCCGGUACUGCACGUGCAUCCAGCCAGACAGACAAGGGAUCUUCUCUAUUGAUGUAUGUGUAUCUCUGGUGGUCAUUUCACAGGCAUCGCGGCCGGCUCGUCCACAAAGGUGUACGUGUACUAUCGCGACGUGCUUGAAGGCGCAGAUGACGACACCGACGUCAGCCCGCCCGUCGCACUGCACCUGCGCCACACAGAGGGGCCGCAGGUGAUGCAUACGAGCACCGAUGCCGUGAGCAUUGCCACGUCUGUCUGUCUAUCUGUGUAAUGGAUUGAUCAGCUCUUCCCGGCCCCGCUGCCCCGCUCUCUCGACGACUUCACCGGAGUGCUGGUGCUCUCUCGCAUCCGCCCCAACGCCACCCUCCCACACAGACCCAAAGGUGCAGGUGUGGUGUCUGUGCCGGGUCCCCCUCCCCAUGCUCCCAAUUCGGUUCACGAGCCGCCCGUGCAACACCAGCAGCAUGGACAGACCGCUGGCGCAGCAGGCCACGGAGCCCACCAGCAGCAGCCACACAACGCACAGAUACAGCCAAAUGUAAGUGAGCGAAUCUGCAGGACAGGUAUAUUCCUCACUCCCUGCGAUGGCGUGAAUGCAGCUGCCCCCCGCUGUGCAUCACGAGCCGCACCCCGAGCCCGCCCCAGCCGGCCGCGAGCCACAUAUGAGACCACACCCAGAACCACACCCCGAGCCACAGCCACACGGCCAGCCACGUUUCGAGCCAGCAGCCGUACGCAAGAGAGACAGAGAUGCACCUCACUCAACAUGCAGCUGCAUGGUGUCUCUCUGUCUCUGUUGCAUCAAUGCAAUGCAGCAUGAGCCUCACCCCGAGCCCCACCCAGAGAGGCCGCGCAUCGAGCCCCACGAGCAGCGGCCCCGAGUGCAGCCCCACGAGCACCAGAUGCACCAUUCGAUGGAACACCACCACCCCAUGCACACCAUGCACCUCGCCGUAGUCAUGACAGGGGGAGAGGAAGGAGACCAGCACCAGCACCCACACCUGGCGGAGGUCUCGGGCGUCGUGGACAAGUAUAGGUCGGGGGGAGAGAGGGGAGGGGAGGGCGUGACGGUCCGCCUGGUGCUGCGGGACGGCAUCAUCGAGGGGCCUCCAGUGUCCAUACCGAUCCCUUUGGUGCCUGCUGACGGUGGUGGUGGCGGUGGCGAUGGUGAAGGUGGCCGGCGGUAUCCGAUGUAUUUCCCUGUGGUGCUGUUGGUGGGUCUGAUCUCGGUGGGCACUCUGGUGCUGGUGUGGCGGUGGACCGACAAGUUCAAGAAAAACGCGGCGGGCAUGCGGCGAGCCGGGGAGAGAGACCAACGUACGUAUACAUACAGGAGUGCUCAGGGGGACAUCUGCAUAUGCAUGUGGGCCAUUUCUCUCUCUCUCCUUCUCUCUGCUUGUGGGUUUGGUGUGGGUGUCAGGCUGGAAUUGGGGUAUUUUCUUCUCUCUGUAUUCGUCUUUGUUCUUCAAUGGCGGCCACAAGCCCAUCCAACCCACACACAACGACGCCGGUUGGGGCAGUGUCUGUGUGGGUGGAUGUCUCGGUGUCUCACCCACCACGGCACAACACAUACACACGUGCAAUCAAUCCUUGACAAAGAACGUGUGUGUGUGCGUGUGUGUGUGUGUGGUGGGGCUGCUGGUGCAGACGAUGGAGACGAGGACGACUUUGACUACGACAAGCUGUCCAUCGAGAUGAACAAAUGGAGACCCGAAUCCGCCGACAACACCGCCAGAGAGAAGGUAUGUAUGGGACACACACUCGACCCCACCACAUAGACACACGUCCGUCCAUCAAUCCAUCCAUCCUGUCUCUCUCUCCAUGUGUGUGUGUGUCUGUGUGCAGGUGACGGCUCGCGAGGAGCUGGUAGAUGAGGACGAUGAUUCGGAGGACUCCUCUGGCAUGUUCAUGGUGGAGCGGCCGGUGGAUGGGGGGCGGGGAGGGGGAGGGGGCUUGGGCUUCGCGAUGACACGGGGGAGCACCGCUAGUGGGGACUAACCAUGCCAUGGACCGACAGAGGGAGGGAGGGAGGGGAGAGUGUGUGUGUGUGAAGAGGCUGAUACCUACCCUUUUUUCUUUUGUUCCUGGUGGCGGCGAAGACUCAUACAACAUGGAUUCCAGUUACACUUACGUACACUUCAGUACACACAUUACAUUUGGGAGAGUGUUCACUUCCAAAAAGGUGUGCGCGCGUAC